AUGUUCGGUGGAGCUGCCGUCUCAUACUUCACGAAACAAAUCCUUCGUGGCACAAUGGCGAUCGCACACAACCAGCAGAUCCCCCACAACCACUUCCGCAAGGAUUGGCAGCGCCGGGUCCGGACGCACUUCGACCAGGCCGGCAAGAAGCACAGCCGCCGUGUCGCCCGUCAGGCCAAGGCCGCGAAGGUCGCUCCCCGUCCCACCGACUUGCUCCGCCCUGUCGUGAGAUGCCCUACCAUCAAGUACAACCGCAAGGUCCGUGCCGGCCGCGGUUUCACCCUGGACGAGCUUAAGGCCGCCGGUAUCCCCCGCCUUUACGCUCCCACCAUCGGUAUCGCCGUCGAUGGCCGCCGCAAGAACCUGAGCGAGGAGUCCCUGGCCGCCAACGUCGCCCGCCUCAAGGCCUACAAGGAGCGCCUCGUCGUCUUCCCCCGCCGCUCCAACAAGGUCAAGCAGGGCGACUCCAAGGUCGACCUCUCCAAGACCGAGACCGUCAAGUCCCUCUCCGCCGCCCUCCCCAUCGAGAAGGCCGCCUCCGGCUUCUCCGAGAUCUCCAAGUCCGACCUCCCCAAGCCCAUCGAGGGCGGUGCUUACCGCAAGCUCCGCGACACGAGAGCCGAGGCCCGCAACCUGGGCAAGAAGGAGAAGCGCGCUCGCGACGCGGCCGAGGCCGAGGCUGCCAAGAAAUAA
This is a messenger RNA of Colletotrichum acutatum, 693 nucleotides long. Its product is annotated as ribosomal protein L13e. Bases 1 to 693 code for a protein of 230 amino acids. Gene Ontology annotation, molecular function: structural constituent of ribosome; RNA binding. The record is from RefSeq and is a predicted model, not a curated record. Gene Ontology annotation, biological process: translation. The transcript is spliced from 6 exons. Lineage: Eukaryota; Fungi; Ascomycota; Sordariomycetes; Glomerellales; Glomerellaceae. Gene Ontology annotation, cellular component: ribosome; cytosolic large ribosomal subunit.